Molecule: messenger RNA, 1660 nt
Organism: Westerdykella ornata
Lineage: Eukaryota; Fungi; Ascomycota; Dothideomycetes; Pleosporales; Sporormiaceae
Product: DNase I-like protein
Exons: 2
Coding region: 179-1579 (466 amino acids)
Cellular component (GO): cytoplasm
Molecular function (GO): sphingomyelin phosphodiesterase activity
Source: RefSeq, a predicted model, not a curated record
ACGCGGAGCAACUAUAGAUUCUGCCAUCCGACGCGUUGAUCGGCACCCUGCACGUGCGAAGGCGGUGAGGUCGCUUCCGAGAUGAACGACACCUCGUGUGUGGACGUCAUGGCUUGGACAACUCCCAAGGCCCUGAAUCGCGCAUGCUCCUCAUGAAACUCCCUUAGUCCCGUCCUUCAUGGCGUCCAGAGUUGACCCGCCACCGUCGCAGCUCCGCAUUCUCUCGCUCAACUGCUGGGGCCUCAAAUUCAUCUCCAAGCUCCGCAAUGAGCGCCUCUCGGAAAUCGGAAAUCAGAUUGCCGCGGCCCACCCUCCGCCAGACAUAGUCGGCCUGCAGGAAUGUUGGACACAGCAAGACUACCUGGCCAUCCGGGACCGCACACAUCAUCUUCUUCCGUAUGGCAAAUUCUAUCAUAGUGGCAUAUUUGGAGGUGGACUGGUCAUCCUUUCCAGAUGGCCCAUAGAAGAGACCAAUAUGGUGCAGUAUCCACUCAAUGGACGUCCCGCUGCGUUCUAUCGUGGCGACUGGUUCGUGGGAAAGGGGGUAGCAUGCGCACGAAUACGAAUGGGACCAACGAAAAGCGAUGUGGCGGAGGUGUUUUGUACUCAUCUCCACGCCCCAUAUGAAGCCGAGCCAUUCGACUCCUACCUCUGCCAUCGCACAGCCCAGGCUUGGGAAAUAGCGAAGCUUAUGCGCGGUGCUGCAGAAAGAGGUCACCUUGUUAUUGGAAUGGGCGACUUCAAUAUGCUUCCACUUUCCCUUGCCCAUCGUAUAAUAGAAACACACUCCCCAGUACGGGAUGUCUGGCGGAUUCUACACCCAGACUCUUCCAUUGGUGCGGCGAGGGAUCCUGUGGAAAAGAUGCGGGGAUUGCCCGUGCCCUCCACAGAGUACAAUCUCAAAGUCAAUGGUGCAACAUGCGACAGCGCCUUGAACACGUGGAGAUGGAACAAAGCGCAUAAGAGACGCCUUGAUAAGGGCGAGAAUGUAGUCAUCGAAGGCUCUGUUUCGGACCCCAACGCAAAGCGACUAGACUACAUCUUCUUCAGCAGCGGACGCCGACAUGAUCCCACCACUGGACAGGAAACGGCGGAGUGGACCCUAAAAGACGCCAAUGUAGGCAUGACGAUGCGGCAUCCGACCCUCCACUGCUCCCUCAGCGACCAUUUCUCCGUAGAAGCAACCCUCGUACGCAGUGCUGCUGAGCCCACAACUGUCGACCACAUUCACUACGCCUUACCCGACACAUAUCUUCCCCUAGACGUGUAUGACGAGAUCCUGGCCAACAUCACCAAAUAUGCAAAGCGAGAACAGAUACAACGAAGGCUUCGUCUGGGUCACUUUGGAUACCAGAUUCUGCUUUCAAUUGGGUGUUUGGUCGGCGUCUGGUGGUCUCCUCAUAAUUACGUCUCGUUCAUCUUGAUGUUGGUUAGCACUUUGGGUUUCGGCGUUGGCGUUUUGGAUGGGCUUAUGGGAGGAUUGUUCGUUAGCAGUGAGCUAAGGGCACUCAAGGAGUUUCAGUGGGAAGUAAGGAAUACCAGAGAGAGAGCGAUAUCCGCCGCCAAUGGAGGAAGCUAGGUGUUCGCAAGAGACCCAUAUAACAUCAUAUCAUGAGCAUGCACAGGAUUAAAGACCCAGAGGAAAAAUGGGAUACUUGUU